AUGGCUGAUUUCGAAAUGGCAUUUCAUAGUGCUGUAAAAUCUGUCUUUCCAGAUGUAGUUAUUAAGGGCUGCUUAUUUCAUUUUACUAAUGCUAUUUGGAAGAAUAUUCAGUCUAAUGGUCUCCAAGCCGAGUAUGCAGCCGAUGCUAAAUAUGCCUUGAAUUUGAAAAAAUUAAUGGUUUUGGCUUACGUACCUGAAGAUGACGUAGUAGAGGCUUAUGACCAAUUGAUUAAGACAAAAUUUUAUGUU
Molecule: messenger RNA, 249 nt
Organism: Cotesia congregata
Lineage: Eukaryota; Metazoa; Arthropoda; Insecta; Hymenoptera; Braconidae
Source: the annotation of a GenBank genome assembly